GUGGCGUGUUGCAGUGAGCGCGCCUCGUGGUGCUGAUGUUGUGAAGCAGGAGGAUGAGGACUGAUCACUCCAUCGAUCCGCGCUCAUUGGUCAGCGUCUGCUGAUCAGCUCCUUCGAUCCUGGAGCGGCCUGCACGUGGUGACAAUCGAUUAUCGGGUCAUCGAUCAGGCACCCGCGGGGACACGCGAGGCGGCGGUGGCGUGGGGCGCGAGCCGCAGCGGGAGACAAUCAGCUGGCUGUGGAUGCAGUGACGGGGGUUCGAACGAGCGGGUACAGCAGCCUCACUCAGUCAAACACUCAGAAACAUCGCCUGUGACUGAGCUGAGACUCUUCAGUGAGAGGAGCCGGUUUAUCCCGGGUCUGACCCGGGUCAGGACGACAUGGUCCACACUGAGCAGGACAGACUGAGAACUGCACCUCCAACUAACAGCGGCGCAGCCUGUCAGUAACAGACUGUAGUUAGUGUCAGGCAACAGUAGGUGGUGCAGCAGCUGCUGGAUGGCCACAGGAGUGAACUACUGGAGCUCGAAUGAAGCCAGUUACAAGGUGAGUGAGUGUGUGUGGGCCGGAGAACACUCCUCCAGCAGCAGCAGUGAGGAGGGUGGAGGAGGAGGCGGGGUCACAUGGGAAACACCUGCCAUGGAGGUCAAAGGUCAGCUCAUCUCAGCACUUGACCCUCUCACCUGUUCAGACAGGAAACAAAGGGAGCGAAUGGCAGAGCUGCAGGAGAGGAGGCGGGGCCUACAGUCACUGCUCAGCACACGAUUGGCUGAGCUGAGACGCAUCUGUCUGCAGGAGGCGGAGCUGACGGGGGCGGUGCCUCGUCACUUCCCUCUGGAGGCGGGAGAGAAGCUGCCCUGUGUCCGACGGAGGGGCGGGGUCUCACACCAAGGAAACAGGAAGUAUCGAGCAGAGGAUGAAGACUCUCAGCGUUCAAAGUUGAAGAAAACUUUAUUUAGUGGAGCUCUGAGGAAACACAACGACUCUGAACACAACACACACACUCAGACACACACACACCACGGCAAGAGGACGACUGUACACAGAGGCUGCCACACAGAUGACACAGUGAGGUCAGAGAGCAGCUCGACAUCAGACUCAACAGGGCACGACAACGGUAACACACACACACACAGAUGUGACAUCACUGAGUCUGCCAGCCAAUCACCUGACAGUUUGAUUGACACCCCCCCUACAGAGGACAGUGUGUCUCAGUGUCGCCCCCUGCUGGUCUCUGCUGGUUCUCCAGUGGAUGCUUAUUAUCAGAGUAAAACCAAAAGGAACUUACUGCACAACAGGGCUGACCAUUCAGAGACGUUACAGACCCACAAGCCCCUCCCCCUGCUGCCCGCCCAUCCUCUCCCGCUACCCCCUCCCCCUCUAUCUCAGGACUCCUCCUCUGGCCCCUCUGACCCAGGAGCCCCUGGAGAAGGCGGGAUCAGGAUUAACGCAGCUCGUCGCAGUAGUAGUUCAGACGGCCUCUUGGACCAUAUCCCUGGCCCGAAGGAGGACGGAUCCAUGACUGGAGUGUUCCGUAGCUCCGAGGUUCUGAUAGAUGGACGGACAAAGUUGAAUAACAAAUUCUCUGAGGGCCAAGGAAGGGGGGGUGGGGCAGGACGAGGAAGAGGAGGUGGUUACAGCGAGAUCCUACUGGAUUAUGUCUGGGGAAAACAGCAGCAAUUGCAGCGACAGCAGUCCCAGCCCAAUCCUAGGCAGCCAAUCACAUCACAGCACCAACUGCUCUAUAAUGGCUACUCCUCCCAGACCACUGGAGCCCCACCCACCUUUCAUAAUCACCACGGUGAACAACGGCAUGUCAAAGUGACCCGCACCAAAUCAUGUGGUCCCUUUCUUCCGGUGCAGCAAAAACAAUUUGAGAACAACAGUCCUCCACGAUCUGCCAUCCAACCGGAUCCCCAUCCCCACCUGCUGCCCCCACGACCGCCGCAGCAGUCCCCCAACCAGGACCCCCAGCUGGAGGAGGCCACCAGGAGCCUGCACAAGGCUCUCGCCUUGGAAGGUCUGAGGGACUGGUACCUUAGGAACACAGCCAGUUCCAUCCAGCAGAACCACACAAACGGAAAGGUGAGCACAGGCGUCAUGUCUGGGUUUGAAGGUCAGUCAGGUGGAGGUGGAGCUCGGCAGCGCAGGCGGACGACUCACGGGGUCAUCCAACAGUCGACCUUUCAGAAUGAGACGAGUCAUCAUCCCACUCUGUCGCGUCACAAACAAAAGCUGCCACAUUCUGCCACAUUCCACGGACACCCGCUGCACGGCCGGUCUGUCGACAACUCCCUCUACCAUGACUCCUUCCCUCCUCAGAAAGAGGAAGUUCCUCUCAAAGAGCCGUGUGGCAUCCAGCCCUCUCCUGGAACCCUGGUCUGACUCACUGGCCAAUCAGGAGGCUGAAGACAGAUCAGCUGAUCAGUCGUUCCACACUGGUCUCCUGUGUGUCCAGGUGACUGUGGUGGGUGGAGGUCACCACUGGGUCCUGGUUCAAACAUUCAAGCCAUGAUGAUGUCACAGGAUGAUGCAGAAACAAACCCCGCCCACUUUUAGCUCAUCUUUGAUGUGUGUCUCGUGUCACUGACUCUGCUCAGACAAUCAGGACACAUGCAAGUUUUUAUACAAACUUUUAUUAACAGUGAUGAUGACAUCACCAACUUUGACCAGCUAACCAACAGUAGUUAAACUAACUUUUGAUAAGAUCAGGUGACCAGGUGUUGAUUCCUCAGGUGAGUCCUUCAGGUGUUUUUACACUUUUCUUCUGCACUAAAUGUUGAUCAGUGUCCAGAGACACAGACUCGUUUAGAGACGGAUCCAAACCAAAGGUGAACGCUGCAGUGAUGUGCGUACGACCUUUGACCCCUGCACUAAAUGGUCAAUGCCAAACCUUAAUGAAUAUUAACGAACAUGAACAGAAGGAAACAACACACACGGUGGUGGUGUGGUCAAUGCAGUGGCCUGUUGAAAACUGUUAGCAUGUCAAACUGUUGGCAUGUUAGCCCAUCAGAGUGUUAGCCUGCUAGCCAGUCAAGCUGUUAGCCAGGCGGCCUAUCAGGCCUGUUGUGAUGUUGUUCCCCUGUUAGCCUGACUGUUUGUGUGUUACCAUGUUAACAUGCUGCUCGUGCGUUAGCAUGAUGCCCUGUUAGCCUGUUAGGCUAUCAGAUAAUUUGUCAGUCAAGCUUUUAACUUGUCAGGCUGUUAGCCGAUAAAAGCAUUUGCCUGUUAGCCAGACAGGCUGUUAAAUUGUUUGCAUGUUAGAAAGUCAGACUGUUAGCCUGUUAGCAUGUCAGACAGUAGCUCACAAAGGACAUGGCUCCUGAAUUAGGACUAGGCUUAUUAGCUUGUCAGGCUACUUGUCUGUUUCCCUGCUAGCCAAUUAGCAUGGUUAGCUGCAGCUGUCAAACAGGUCUCAGGUCAGUUUGCAUUGACUUUUUCAGACAUUUUUAUUGUUCAGUUUGUCUCAGGAGACGACAUCUGUCUUGUUUUACGUCUCACUGUCAACUUCUGUGUCCUCUCUGGACUGAAGACGUGUCCAGGUCCUCAGAUUAGAUCCAGAUCCAAGCCUGGAGGCAAUAAGUGUUUCUGUUUCAGGAUGAAAAUGUUUGCAGUGACAAUCAGACAAUGAUGUCACAGAGUCAAUCCCAUGAUUCCCAUGAGAUCAGUCGGUUUAUUGAUCGAUUGAGUUGCUGCGAAAAUAUUUUAUAAAACUAUUUGAAACCACGUGGACAACUCUGUUUGUAUGUUUGUUGCUGAAACUCUGCCGAGUCCCACUUGUUGCCAUGAAAACAAGAAUGUUCUCAGAUCAGGCCACGCCUACUCUCAUCCACACGACCAUUAAACCAAAGGAAAACACAGUGGUGAUGUCACUGCACAGGUAAACCUCACUCUGAACGAUGGAGGCUCAGGUCUGCAGGUGACAUCACACUGUGACACAGGACAAACCCCGCCCACUUCCUGUCACUGAACACGGGACACUGUUACACGUGUCACUGAUUGAUUGACAGGUUUGGUCAACACCGUUUGUUUGGAACUUCACUCUCAGCAUGCACCUCUUCUCUCUCUCUCCACACACACACACACACUGUCCACUACUGCAGUACUACAGAGUAGUAACCUGUACUGCAGUAGUACUGCAGUAUAAGGACUUCACCAGCCUCCAAAACCAAACCAAGUAUCUAAAAAUGUUGUUUCAAUCAACAAAACAAACAAACAAACAAAUAAACAAUAAAGUAUUUAUGUUUUAAAACAUUUGUUUAUCAUGAAAGUCGUCAAUGUUAAAGUCACUGUACCAGCAGUACCAGUACUAUGCAGUACUAGUACUCGUGACUCAGUCAGUAUUAUUAGUUUUGUUGAGGACCAGCUCUGUGAUUUGGUCAGUGUAACAUCACAGCUGUGAUGCGUUCAGGUGCACUCUGUACAGUUUGUGUAAAAAAAACAAAACUUUUCUAUCGUUGUCAUUUGUAUGUUUGUUUUUUAUUUCACUUUGAAACGUUUUGCUGUUUCACACUGGAAAAGCUUUGUGUAAAUAAAUGAGCAACGGGUUGUAAA
This is a messenger RNA of Solea senegalensis (Senegalese sole), 4554 nucleotides long. It is a transcript of the gene ccdc120a, whose product is annotated as coiled-coil domain containing 120a. The record is from RefSeq and is a predicted model, not a curated record. The transcript has 11 exons. The coding region runs from base 499 to 2385 and encodes 628 amino acids. NCBI's taxonomy places the organism in Eukaryota, Metazoa, Chordata, Actinopteri, Pleuronectiformes, Soleidae.